CCGCGCCGCCGCCGCCGCGCCCCGAGGUGUCGUAUCCCCCCCCCCCCCGUCCCCCCCCCUUCCCCAGCAUCAUGGCCUCCCACUGGCUGCUGGCUCUCGCCUCGCUGCUGGCCCUCGCCACCGCUGCCACCACCCCGGGGUCCUCGUGGAGCGCCGUGCCCCGAAAAACUGUCCCCUACGUGGAGCUGAAGGACGCGGCCAAGCGCUUCUCGCAGGGGGGGGUCUCGCAUUACCUGACGCUGACGCUGGACGAGGCCGAGGCGCUGCUCUACGUGGGCGCGCGCGAGGCCGUCUUCGCCCUGGCCACCGGCACCGUGGAGCUCAAGGCGGCGAUCUCCUGGGAAGCCCCUGUGGACAAGAAAGCUGAGUGUAUCCAAAAGGGCAAGAACAACCAGACUGACUGCUUCAACUACGUGCGCUUCCUGCAGAGCUACAACAGCUCUCACCUCUACGCCUGCGGCACCUACGCCUUCCAGCCCAAGUGCACCUACAUCGAACUGUCCGGCUUCACCCUGGACCAAGUGGCUUUUGAGGAUGGCAAGGGCAAGUGUCCGUACGACCCCACCAAGGGCCACACCGGCCUCAUCGUGGAUGGGGAGCUGUACUCAGCCACCUUCAACAACUUCCUGGGCACGGAACCCGUCAUCCUCCGCAACCUGGGCCCCCACUACUCCAUGAAGACGGAGUAUCUCACCUCCUGGCUGAACGAGCCCCACUUCGUGGCUUCGGCUUACGUGCAGGAGAGCGCGGCCAGCAGCACCGGGGACGACGACAAGGUUUACUUCUUCUUCAGCGAGCGGGCAGUGGAGUACGACUGCUACGCGGAGCAGGUGGUGGCCCGCGUGGCGCGGGUCUGCAAGGGGGACGUCGGCGGUGCUCGCACGCUGCAGAAGAAGUGGACGACGUUCCUGAAGGCUCGCUUGGUGUGCUCGGCGCCCGAGCAGCAGCUCCAUUUCAACCGCCUCCAGGCCGUCUUCACCCUGCCGGGGGCCGAUUGGCAGGACACCACCUUUUUCGGGGUCUUCCAGGCUCGCUGGGGGGACGUGGAUGUCUCGGCGAUUUGCCGCUACCACAUCCUGGAGGUGAAGAAGGCAUUCGAGGGGCCCUACAAGGAAUAUCGGGAGCAGGCGCAGAAGUGGGGCCGGUAUUCGGAUGAGGUGCCGAGCCCCCGUCCCGGCGCGUGCAUCACCGACUGGCACCGCCAGAACGGCUUCGCCAGCUCCCUCGAGCUGCCCGACAACACCCUCAACUUCGCCAAGAAGCACCCGCUGAUGGACGAGCCCAUCCUGCCCCACCGCGGGCGCCCGCUGCUCCUCAAGAAAGACGCCAACUUCACCCAGCUGGUGGUAGACAGAGUGCUGGGGCUGGACGGCGCCGUCUACGAGGUGCUUUUCAUCGGCACAGGUGAUGGCUGGGUGCACAAGGCGCUGAACUUGGGCGCUCGCGUCCAUCUGGUCGAGGAGCUGCAGGUUUUCGAGCCGGCGCAGCCCGUGGAGAGCCUGGUCCUGGCCGGGCGGAAGAAGCUGCUCUUCGCCGGCUCCCGUUUCCAGGUGGCCCAGUUGCCCCUGGCUGACUGCGGCCGCUACCAGUCGUGCACGGACUGCGUCCUCGCCCGGGAUCCCUACUGCGCCUGGAGCCACAACGCCAGCCUCUGCGUCCGCACCGACGGCCUCAACGGCUCCCAACUGGUCCAGGACAUGCUGAGCUCCGACACCCGCGCCUGCACCCUGCCGCAGGUGGCCAAGCAAGGACCCAUCACCCCUAAAAACGUGACGGUGGUGGCGGGGACCGACUUGGUGCUGACGUGCCGUUUGGGUUCCAACCUGGCGCAAGCGCUGUGGACUUUCGAGGGUCGGGCGCUGGCGGCCGAGCAGGCGCUGGUGCUGCACGACGCCCGGCUGCGGGCGCUGGUGGUGCCGGGAGCCGGGGCGCAACACAGCGGCACGUACCGCUGCUUUUCGGAGGAACAGGGCGCCCGGUUGGGCGGCGAGGUGUACCGCGUGGCGGUGUUAGCUGGGGCCGGGGUGCCGUUGGAGACGCGGGCGCCGCUGGAGAGCCUGGGGCUGGUGUGGGUGGUGGCGGUGUGCCUGGGGGCUCUGUGCCUGGUGCUGGUGCUGGUGGUGCUCUCGCUUUGGCGGCGGUUGCGGGAAGAGCUGGGUAAAGGCACCAAAGCCAUCGAGAGCACCCUGGUGUACCCCAUCGAGCUGCCCAAAGAGCCCCCCAGUCCCCGCUUCGUGCCCAGCGCCGCCUCCGAUUCGGAUGAGAAGCUCUGGGAUCCGGCUAGCUACUACUACUCGGACGGCUCGCUCAAAAUCGUACCGGGUCACGCCACUUGCCGUAACGGCGGCCCCCCCGGCACCGCUUCGCCGCCCAACGCCAUCCCCGGCCAACCCCUCCACUCGCCCACCCGCAUCCACCUGGGUCCCCUGCGCGGUUCUUCCUCCAACGGUUACAUCCGCCUGGCGCUGGGGGCCGAGGAGCGGCCGCCCUGCGCCGAUUUGGCCGAGGAAUUGCGCCGCAAGCUGCAGCAGCGUCAACCCCUGCCCGACUCCAACCCUGAGGAGUCGUCGGUCUGAGCCGUCGGCGGGGGGGGGCAGUUUCCCCCACUCCUACCUCAGGGCCCGGCCCCGGCACCCGCCGCGGGGACCCAACCGCCUCGGCACCAGCACCCGGCUUGGGGCUGCAGCGGAGGGGUCGCUGGUGUCCAUCUCGGGGACAGUGGCGCCGGCACCCGUCUCGGGGACGGGACUGCCACCCCGGUGCCGGUACCCGUCUUGGGAACUGGCACCCCGGGACCGGGUCACGCGUUUGGGGCACCGGAGCUGCUCUUGGGCAACGCCUCCGACUUCGGUACCAUGACCCGGGGCGAGGGACCCACCGCGGGGACUGGCGCCAGCCUUGGGGACCACUGAGACACACACCCCCCCUUGGCACCACCGCGUCCCCCCUCCCCUCUGGGCAUCACGUCGUGCCCCGGACAGCGGCCGCAGGAUGGGGUUUUUUUGGGACGAUUUAAGACUCGAUCGGGUUUUUCUUCCUGAGAACUUUUCUAAUGCCCCACUCACUCCCCCCCACCAGGGCUUCGUACCCCCUCAGCUCUGGUUGUAAAUACCCCCCCACACCUGCCUGCCACGCCCCUGCACGCUGCCCACCUGGGCCCCCUUUUGUAUAACACACCCCCCCCCAGUGUAAUUUAUUUGUUACUGAAAUAUAUUUAUUUGCUGUAAA
Tyto alba (common barn owl) is the source of this 3228-nucleotide messenger RNA. It is a transcript of the gene SEMA4C, whose product is annotated as semaphorin 4C. Gene Ontology annotation, biological process: neural crest cell migration; muscle cell differentiation; negative chemotaxis. The transcript has 15 exons. The coding region runs from base 72 to 2576 and encodes 834 amino acids. NCBI's taxonomy places the organism in Eukaryota, Metazoa, Chordata, Aves, Strigiformes, Tytonidae. The record is from RefSeq and is a predicted model, not a curated record. Gene Ontology annotation, molecular function: chemorepellent activity; semaphorin receptor binding.